Messenger RNA from Aspergillus mulundensis, 1029 nucleotides. RefSeq lists its product as uncharacterized. The transcript has 2 exons. Bases 1 to 1029 code for a protein of 342 amino acids. Lineage: Eukaryota; Fungi; Ascomycota; Eurotiomycetes; Eurotiales; Aspergillaceae. The record is from RefSeq and is a predicted model, not a curated record.
AUGACAACCACCAAACCAAAGGCCAAAACGGCCCACGUCAACAUGAUGACCGACACGAUAAUCGGCAACCUGCCGCUUGACGGGUUACAGAGCAUAAUGCGCAAUCUCCUUACGACACAGCCAGGCUUGACACCGAUUUUCGAAGAGCAGACGCGGAAUUAUCUAUAUGAGACAGCGCACAAGCUCAGCAGGGCUGCAAACAGUGCCCUGGAUACAGAGGCCUUCUUUGCAAGCUUGAGAAAGCGCAUCUGUUGUAUGGUGGGGUGUGGACUGUGCUAUCAAGCUUUGCCGUUGUUACAUGAAGUUGUUGAGAGAGUUGCAUCGUUGAAUGCCAUUGAAGCAGAGGAGUAUCGAGGUGAAAUUGCGGCCGUUGACGGUGAUAUUGUGCAAGCUCUUACUGCAAUCCAGAAGACAUUGCUUGUGCCAACAGGGUCUCGAGACCUGACGGACGAAGAAGCACGGCCACUCCAAGACCUCCGAAGUGCACUGCUAGCAUGCCGUGAAUCCUACCACACCAAGGGACAGGCGUUUCUAUUAGAGCGAGGCCUCGAUGCCACAAUCCAACUGCUUGACCCUUCAGCUACUUCACAAACAACGACCACUGUCCAAUCGACCCUUCCACCCGAGCUCCCGCCUACUCCCAUCACCGAAUCAUUCACCCUGAACGACACCAUCCAGCUCCCCCGUAUCUUCACCGGGCUGUGGCAACUCUCCAGCCCAGCUUGGGGCUCAGCAUCGCGCUCAAAGAUGAUGGAGCAAUUCUCCAGUUAUGUCAGCCGUGGCUUCACGGCGUUCGAUAUGGCGGAUCACUAUGGGGACGCGGAGAUUAUCUUCGGCCGAUAUCGUUCAUCAAGCGCAUACUCCAACUCAAUGUUCGCCGCGACGAAGUACUGCGUCUUCCACCCCAUGGCCGUGUCCGAGGAAGCCGUGCGCGCGAAUGUCACGGAAAGGUGUCGAAGACUGAAUAUGGAGAAGAUUGAUUUGCUGCAGUUUCAUUGGCAGUUUGUAUGUUCUCCUGCUUCCAAGUAA